GUUAAUUACCUUAUAAAUUUAAUGGAGUCAAGCCAAGCAUAUAUUUCUUUAUCUAUUAUUUAGGCAUAAUGGCAUACAGCAGCAUUCUGAUAUUAAUGGUAGCAUUAUAAAAUGAGUAUUACUAUAAGAAUUUAGAUAUUAAACAAAUUAGGUCACUACACACAUUUUAAUAACUUAAUAUUUGAUCUGAUGAAUGGCAGGUGUUUUAACCAAUUUCAAUAUAUAGCUAUAUGAUAAAAGAAUGCACCAGAACCAGGAUGUUAAAAGUGUUAAAACUUGACGUUACAAUGGAGAAUAUACACUGUACAAGUACAAUACUGAGGAGAAUAUUUCCAGGAAUAUUAGUAAUGAUUUUUGUGAUUACUUUCUACAAGAUCUUCAACGAUCAACAAAUAAUAACACCCAAAUGUAGUUUUGAUUAUCUGAGAGGCUACUUUGCAAAGACUGGGAAAUAUCACUCGAAAGGGAAAUGGUCAGAGAAUGCUUGGCAACCUGAUGGUUGUAUUUUACCCAAAUCAGAUAAGUCUGACCAAAUGAGGUUCAUUGAAAGAAACAAAUUGACCAGUAUUUUAGUUCUAGGUGACUCGACAGCAUAUCGCUAUCAUGAUGCUAUUCAGAUACAGCUUGAUGGAAUCUAUGGACGCAGAAAUUGUAAAGCUGAAAAAUUGGAGGGCUUAACUGAUGCAAAACCAUUUCUUCCAGAUCGGGAGUAUUUCGCUGAAAUUCCUGAUGUAGUGACACGAGAGCGCGGCUGUGGAGGUUGUCAUUCAAUUACAUAUAGUUGUAAUACAUCAAGGGCAUCCCCCAAAAUUACAACCGAAUUCCUUUCAAUGGACUACUUCAUGGAUACGUCAGUUACAACACGUAGGGAAACAAGAACCAAGACUUGUAAACCAAACUUAACACAGUUUGAAUCAUGGGGUGUUGGCUGUGGAUCAUCCCUAACAACUCAGGAGUUCAUAUUUAAUGAGUACCUUGCGACAAAAACAUCCUCCCAGUACCCUCAACUCAUCAUCCUUGUUGCAAACUUCCAUGACAUUAAAAGGCACAAUGUGAAUAGCUUUAAGCGAACACUGACAUGGUUUAUGGAUAUAGUAAACCAAAGUACAAAAGAACAUCCUGACACGAAGAUCAUAUGGUUUCAGCCAACUUAUAUUCUCCAAACAAAUCAACCAAUCGAAUAUCACAACAUGAUAUCGCAAACAAGAAACUCUGAACUCUAUGAAAAUGUGAAAGAAGUACUGACAAAAUAUUUUGAUGAUAAUUCUGGAAGAUUUGUACCAUUUUAUAGUUUAGAAGAUAUAAGUCAUGGUGUUCCAGAUUUAAAUGUUGAUGGUAUACAUUACAAGAAAGACUUUUUCAUUAGGAUCAUACAACUUUUCUUCGAUACAUUGGUAUCAUGACAAAAAAUGUGACAAUGCCUAAUAAUAUUUCAAAGCCUAGUCUAGUGAUUUAAAAAAAAAAUUUUAAUCAUUUUAUUUAUUGAUUUGAAAUUUCUUGAGUUGUCUUUAAUAUGAAGAAGAUUGGUUGAUGUAAAAAAAGAUCAAAUUGGGAUAAAUCUAUCCUUAACAAGAGCUUGAUGUCAUUUUCACUCUAUUCGAAUGGGAGGUGAUUUUUUGAUGUUGCCUUUAUCCAAUCACACUGACACGUCAUUUUCUGGCUAUAUAAAGAACUUAUUUUCUUCCACAAUGAAAGUCAUAAAAGGCCAUAAAAGCUAAAUUUAAUAUAAGAUCUUAUCAAAAUUAGUAAAAUCAUUUACAAGAGUCAGAGGGCAGUGUAGUUAGCCAAUGAAUACUCAAGGUGGGAUGAUGUCAUAUACUGAUAUGGAAAACUUCACUUUACAAUGGUUUCAUUUUACUUUAAAGAUUCUUCAACAGUCCGAGGGCAGUGUAGUUAGCUAGCAAAUAAUCAGGCUGCAGGGAUGAUGACAUAUAUUAAUAUUGAAAAACUUCAUCUUUCAUUGUUUUGAAUAUUUUAAGAGAUUCUUCAACACUCUUAAAGUUAAAGAUACUUUUUAAUCCUUUUGAUCUAGCCUUACCCAAUAACGCAGAUGCGAGUAGGUAGUUACCAGAUUCACCACCAGAUGGCUCGUUCGGGUGAGAUAGCAUGGCGGGUAUAGUAGAAAGUUCCCUUUAACUUAAAUUAGAUCUAUUUGCGUGGUUCAAUUUUCAUAUAACCCUUAUGUAUCUAAUAGUUAUGCAAAUUAAAAUAUGUCCAGUAAAAGAAAAUGUUAUUUGUCCAAUACAAGAUAAGAUAAUUUACUUUUUGUGAUUUUGUAACAUGGGGUCUAUGGGGAAUCAACCCGUACAAGAAGUCACAUUUUCAAAAAAAUUAAAUUUUCAAAGUUAAUAGUCAAGUUUCGAAACUAUAUUUCUAGAUGUACUUUUACAUGCAGAUUUCAAAUAUGACAUCACUUUGACUGAAUUUUGAAUGACGUAAAUCAAGAUUAUUUCUACUCGCAUCUAGUCUAUUAGAAUAUGGUCACAAAAAUCUAGCUCCCAAUCAAAAUAGCAUUCACUGAAUAUUAUGUGUUAAUAAGAACUUGGCAUUUAUCUUGUAUUGAAACUCUCAUUAAGGCCAUGGAAGCUCCUAUCUGCAUCGAAUCAUAUAUUUAUUUCAACUAUUUCUCUGUAGGGUAUUGCCAAACGUAUACACCACAAUAAUAUGACAUCUAUAAAAUGGAGAGGAUCUAAAUUAAAUUGUAUUUCAUGAAAAUUGAAUCUUGGUUAUAUAAACAUGGAUAUCUGAUUUAAGCAUUACUGAUGCAGAUGGUUUAUUUCAUGAUUUUAAUCAAUUCUCAGUAUUCUGAUUGGUUAAUUAAUUAAUAUUAAUGUAUUCUGAUUGGUUAAUUAAUACAUUUCCACUAGUGAACAACAAUCUGAUUGGUUAAGCUUUCCGUUGGUGUUUAAUUGCAAAAUUAACAAGUCACAAGACCAUUCUUUUUUAGAUUUUCCUACUUACAUGGGCCUGUUGGUUUGCGUCUGCCUCCUAUAGGACUACUUGAUGCACUGCGUUUUCGUGUUUUGCCAGCUGUGGUUAAUCUGCUUGUUGGUCUUGCUCUGGGGCCUAAAACACAUUUACAUAAAAAUUUGUAGAUGUGAAAAAAGAGAUAAAUGCAAACUUUCAAAUUGGUGGUUGUUUUGUUUGUUAAGGUGAUGUAAUGCAAUGCAAUUAAUCUGGAAUAAAUAUC
Messenger RNA from Owenia fusiformis, 3190 nucleotides. The record is from the annotation of a GenBank genome assembly. Lineage: Eukaryota; Metazoa; Annelida; Polychaeta; Sabellida; Oweniidae.